GCGAAGACCAUCACGCCAUAAAGCCGACGACGAAACACAAAACAGACGCCAAUAUUAGCACCUUCGUUUCUCAAACAGACAUACAUAUUACAUACAUUUUUGGAAGGCUUUCUUUUUUUUUGUCUCUCUGGGGACUUUUCACAAACACCUUUUGCGCGGUUUUUGGAUUUGAUCGUUAGGUAAGGGUUCUUGUGAAUCUGUAGUAGACCGAAAAUGAGUUUCAGAGACGAGAAUGAAGAAUCAAGGGAUCUCAGAAAGCCAUUUCUCCACACCGGAAGCUGGUAUCGCAUGGGUUCGAGGCAAUCCAGUAUGCUGGGCUCGUCCCAGGCCAUCCGCGAUAGCUCCAUCUCCGUCGUCGCCUGCGUUCUCAUCGUCGCUUUGGGUCCAAUCCAAUUCGGAUUCACCGGUGGUUAUUCCUCGCCAACACAAUCAGCAAUCACCAAGGAUCUUGGACUUACAGUCCCGGAGUUUUCUCUGUUUGGUUCUUUAUCAAAUGUAGGUGCCAUGGUUGGGGCAAUAGCCAGCGGUCAAAUAGCUGAGUGUAUUGGUCGAAAAGGAUCUUUAAUGAUCGCUGCAAUUCCUAACGUUAUUGGAUGGCUUGCCAUAUCAUUUGCCACA
This is a messenger RNA of Morus notabilis, 618 nucleotides long. Its product is annotated as sugar transporter ERD6-like 6. Gene Ontology annotation, biological process: transmembrane transport. Gene Ontology annotation, molecular function: transmembrane transporter activity. NCBI's taxonomy places the organism in Eukaryota, Viridiplantae, Streptophyta, Magnoliopsida, Rosales, Moraceae. The record is from RefSeq and is a predicted model, not a curated record. Gene Ontology annotation, cellular component: membrane. The transcript is spliced from 4 exons. The annotation marks the transcript as partial.